This is a messenger RNA of Oikopleura dioica, 1641 nucleotides long. Lineage: Eukaryota; Metazoa; Chordata; Appendicularia; Copelata; Oikopleuridae. The record is from the annotation of a GenBank genome assembly.
AUGAAAUCGGUAGAUGAGCAUCAGGAAAUGGAGACGCUUCGUAAUUGCCUGAAGAAUGGAAAGGCAGAUCGGUAUCCUGUCUUUGACGCGAUCAGAAAGGAACACACCGAAUGCCUAGCGACGAUUAUUUCAAAGUUUCCCAAGAUGAUUUAUCUGCGCGAUCAUUCGGGUUACCCGCCACUUUGCGAAGCCGCCAGCCUUAACUUCAAAGAGGGCUGCGAGCUAAUCCUCCGCUACUCGGAAGCGGUAGAAAAUCCAUUCGACGAUGCUUCUUUGCUCAACUACGCGAAUUACCGGCAGGAAACGCCACUUUUUCUGGCCGUGGAGAAAGAAAACCUCGAAACGGUGAUUUGCUUGAUGCAGGCGGGAGCAAGCGCCGUGCAACCUUGCAUUCGCGGCUGGACUCCGCUGCACGAAGCGGCGGCGAAAAAGACUUCGCGCAUUUUGGUGAACCUUCUCAUGUCCGGAGUCGACUUGGACACGGCCGAUUGUUUCGGAGUGACGCCUCUCUUUACCGCUGUGAUUUCUGGCUCGACCGAAUGUGCCGAGCUUUUGCUUCAGCGAGGCGCGAAUGUGGAACACGGCCGCGCUGGAUUCACCGAGAAUCCAGCGACUCCUCUUCACGAGGCCGCGCGGCGAGGCGAUUUGAAAAUGUGCGAGAUUCUAUUGGAAAAUGGCGCGAAUCCGAAUGCUUUGGACAAGCGAAAUCGAGCUCCCAUUCAUCUUGCCGCGAUGGGCGAUUUCAUUUCUAUCGUCGCUCUUCUCACCAAAGUUACUAACAAGCAAAGUUGGAAAACGCACAGUAGAAAAUUGGUUUUAAACCGUCGAAUUUACAAAGAAUCGGGCCUGAGCCCAGUCAUUUCCUGCCUGGAAGACCGCGCCGACAACUACUACACGAUGGAACUGCUGCUCGAAGACGGCUGGGACCCGAACCACUGCAUCAACGACAAACAACUGAUGUACAAGGACGGGCGAAAAACAGCGCUCUACUUUGCGGUCUACAACAACGACGACGAUGCGGUCGAGUUGUUGCUCCAGCACGGCGCAAAAGUCGACCUAGAUCCUUUGAAAUGCAUCACCGUGGCGGUCGGAACGAGCAAUUUUGACAUUUUCGACAUGCUGCUCCUCCACGGCGCGGAUAUCCACGAAGUCAACUUGAAAGUUGGCGACUUUCCGACCACUUUUGCGAGCGCUCUUUCCGACCAUCGAUUCAUUACGAAACUGCUUCAGAUGGGCCUCGACGCGGAGCACCUUUUCAAAUGUCCUUUUGGCGAAGGAGAACACCCGAGCUACGAAGAGUUGUAUCGAAUGAAAAAGCCGAUUCCAGUUCCCUGGUGCAUCAAAAUGCAAAACAUAAAAAACUCCGCGAUGCCUUCCUGGCUGGUUCCGUACAUUUUCAAAUUCAGCAAACGAACGGGCGUGAAACUCUGCUCCCUUACCAAGCAGAUCAUCGACGAAAACGCUCACAAUCAGAUCGCGAAAAUGACGGAAAAGCCAACAUCGCUGAAGCAUUUAUCCAGAGUCACCUUUGUUAAAUCUUGUCGAAAAAAGCUUCAGCGCCAAAGUUUCCUACGCCACGAGCUGCCAAAACUACCCUGCAAAGUUCUCGACCAGCUGCAGUUCAAAGACAUUAAAUGGUGA